CUCCAGAGGCUUUUACCCACAUCGGUGUGUGCACGCUGAGCUCACUGGGAGGAGGUGGGAUCUAGCUACUGGUGGUAGUGGGCGAGCCAGCGAGCGUGUACGUGCGAGCCGUGCAGACAGCCGAUUACUCUGACCAACGACGAGGGCAAUUUUUUCUUUAUUUGUAUUCUCGGUUGUUGUUGGUGGAAACCACAAAACUCCUGCCCCCACAUAUUCACCGCAGUUAGCUACACUGAUUUUUUUUUUUUUUGUGCGUGUUGUAUCGUCGUUUUUUUUUUCCUCCUCUCGGAUCCAACGAGAUUCCCGUCAGACCGCCGUCUCACAUCUCGGGCCGGGCUCUGUGAUGUGGUCACCCUGCAGCGGGGGUCUGCCUUAGAUAAAGUAGGGGGGAGUGUUGCUGCCACGACAAGGCUUUCACUUUGGGUCGACUUUUUUUUUUUUCUUCAGAGGCUUCCAGCAACCCGGUUGGUUGUGUGAAGAAACACGGCGCAGAAGAACAGAGCUGCUAGCGGGGCUGGAGGAGUCGCUGAAUAUCCAUGAGCUCCGAUUUCCCGCACUACAGUUUCAGGAUGCCAAAUAUAGGGUUCCAGAACCUUCCACUUAACAUCUACAUUGUGGUGUUUGGGACCGCCAUCUUUGUCUUCAUCCUCAGCCUCCUCUUCUGCUGCUACCUAAUAAGGUUACGGCACCAGGCGCACAAAGAGCUAUAUGCAUACAAACAAGUCAUUCAGAAGGAAAAAGUCAAAGAGUUAAAUUUGCAUGAGAUAUGUGCAGUGUGCUUGGAGGAGUUCAAGCAGAAAGAUGAGCUGGGGAUUUGUCCAUGCAAACAUGCCUUUCAUAGAAAGUGCCUCAUCAAAUGGUUGGAGGUGAGGAAAGUGUGCCCGCUGUGCAACAUGCCCGUCUUGCAGCUCGCCCAGCAGGCCGGCAGCACGGAUCCGCCUGUGCCAAUACAGCAGCCUUUGCCUGGAAUCGAGAACCUGGUGUAGCAGACUCCAACUCUCUCACACUACAGUACAGACACACACAAACACACAUCCCAACACACCCACCUGUACAGGUACACUUUAGUAUGAGUCUGUGGACAGACUGGAGAAACUGGAGUUCCUGCACAGAUAUUUACAGAAACUGUGCAUCUGCAGCCAUUGUCACCUCUCUUUAUCUUCGCAUUGGUUCACAUGAGGAUUUCCUGAUUUCAGCUCUGACUGAUAAUCAGCCGUUUUCAUUUUUUCUUUUUUUUUUUCUUUUCACGGACAAUGAAGAAGCUGAUGUAAAAGAAGUUUCCUUCUUGACUUAGAAAUGGUCGAUGACUUUUUCACAACCAAAGCACUUUUCUGGGGACACCAGCGAAAGACCAGGAGGAAGAAAACACAAAAGCCAAGAACUACAAUACAUUAAAAUACAAAAUGUUUUUUUCUUUUUUAACAAGCACUUUAUGAGAAGUCAAACCUUAAUUGCUUGUGGAUCUUAGUCCCAAGGUCAUGUUUUAUAUUUUAUCAUUAACUAUUAUUUUUGUGUACAGUUCAAAUCAACAUGGGUUUUCAUUUUCAAUUGGUAAACUUUCAUUUUUAAACACUAUAUAUAUAUAAAUAUAUAUAUUUAUCGCAAAGGGACAACAAUACCUAUGACAGUAGAUGUCAGGAAAUUCGGAAAGUGAUUUGUGUUCGGAUUGCACACUUACAUGCCAGAAAUUAAGUAACCUCGAGACUUUAUGUCUGAUUAAAUGUGAAAGGUUUGAAUGUGUUGAAACCCAGAAUUUUAUACACAAACAAACAACAACAUAGUUUAUAUGAAACUAUACAAUUUGUUCCCUCAUCACCUGUUUGUCAUUAGGUAUAAUGUGACUGUUGUUGUAAUCUGUUUUUAUAAUUUUGUUAAUGCAGAAAGGUGAUACAGUGAACAAAUGAUAGUGUCACUACAGGAAUUUACAGGAACUCACUCGUGAUUUUUCAUUUCGGAAAAAUCAUUCGGGACCUCUCAAACGGAAAAUUUCAAUCUCCAAGUAACUAUUUGCAACAGUGUGUAGACCCUGAUGCUUUAUCUGUUAACCGUUUUACAGAACAAACACAAGGUAUUAGGCAAUAUAAAUCAAAAAUCUCUAAAAUGACACAAACGUUCCAGUUUUACUUUUCUCUGCUGCUGCAUCUUUUCACAAACCGUUAUUAAAGCUGAGCUGCGUGAAUGUUACAGUGGUUUGCUUCAGGUUAAAGCUGAGACAAAGCAACCAACUGUUAGGUUUAGCCUAAACUAGCGUCACAUAUCCUGAAAGAAAAUAACUGACAAUUCAUAUUAGGAACAGAUCAGAAUAUACUCCUACUCAAAAUGCGCUGCCCUCACUGUCGCAGUACAUUUUUGCUUCUAUCUCAUUAAGUAUUUCUAUUUAUAAGUUUUCUAAUUUAUUGUAAUUUCUUGGUACAGCUACACAGACAGAAUGAGUUGGCGGACUCGCACCUGCAUCACAAGUACUGCUCUCAGCAUAUCAUCAGCAUAUCUUUCAGUCAGCAGACACAUACGCAUGCACAGUGGGAGCGGCUCGAGCUGCCCCGCCAGCAUUAGAGGCUGCCGUAGAGUCAGCAGGUUGUAAUGGAACAGCAUUUUCAUUCAUGCACACACACAUGCAGGGUAGUUCAGCUUUUUUUUUUUUUUGGCUGCAGUAUUCUGGUGCUUUCGCCUCUCUCCCUCUUUCUGUACGGUACAGGGUGCUUUUGUUUUGUGCCACACAUACAUUCACUCUGAGCCCUGCUUUUGUAGGCAUUUUUCGUCCUCAUCUCUUGUUAGCUGCGUUUCAUAAACUCGUUGUGGGUAGACAUGCUCAUUUUUAAAGGUGGGUCAAAAAUCUGCUUCGCUUCAGAGAUGCACCUCAGAGAAUUUGGAGAAUGUCUUUUAACUGUGAAGUGUAUUGUGAAUGAAGGGGUCUAAAUAACCUCUAAAGCCACAUUCUGUGAUUCAAGGGUGAACAGAAAAGUAUCCCUCUAUUAAAACAGUAAGACCGGCAAUCAGGACUGUCGGAAUGAAACAAAUUAGACUAAAUUAACAUCUACAUAUGCAGUGUUUUCUGGUGCUGUGAAAGGCUUGUGUCAUUGUUUAAUAUUUACAAACAUUACUGAUAAAAAAUAAACAAGUAAAUAAACUCAAACUGAUUUGUGGAGAAACUUACAAAAUUCAAAUUUCCAUAUCCAGUUUUCAAAUAACUCACUUCCAAAUUGCUGAUUGUGCCUUUAAUGCCACUCAGUUCCCAAUGAGAUCCUUUUUUUUCUCUCUCUCUCUCUCUCUCUCUCUCUCUCUCUCUCUCUCUCUCUCAUUAGCAGAGCAGCACAAUUUUAAAAAGCGACAAUGCCUUUCACCUUCAGUGGCAGAAAAGCAUUGUUACUGUGACCUCUGUGGUUUGAAUGUUUCAUCUCUGCUGAAUGUCUGCCCACGCGCCGCAGCGAUGACCUUUGUGGGUGAGGUCAGAGAAUAAUGCAGCAAGGUGAAAAUGUCAACUGUUAGAUGAGAGCAAAAGCAGGGUUUCUCUGUUCCCGUGUGCCAGUUGUCACCUGGUGGUUCGUCCGUAACGAGUUCCUUGUACAUGAAUGCAGCACUGUACUUCCAUCGAUAAGAUUUAACACUUCAACUCAGAUUUAAAGAAACGUAUUGGCCACUUUAGCCUUAUUUGAACAAAAAAAAACUGCCACAAUUACAAAAAAGAUAGGGCUGUGUUAAACAAUCUCUUCAUUGACUUUGUGAUCAGAAAAUUGUUAACGAGGAGGUUUUGGAUUUUAUGUUGAACAAAAUAAGCAAGGGCCUUCUUCGAUAUGUCGUGUGAUGUACAGCGUUUUGUACCUUGUCACUCUUUAGUCUUUGAUCAUGAAGAAGCUGUGACUGUUUCAUUGAACUCGUAUCUCACUGCUGAUGUUACAGUAUGAGAACCUGCAUUCUCCUUCAUGUCAAUAUCCCCUCAAACUUUACAAACUAUACGUCGAAGAUUAGUUCUUCCACUUUGCCCAAACUACAACAUAGUUUGUAGGUCACUGCUGAUAACACGAGUCUUAAAGCUUUGUUCCUGCUAACGAAUUUGUCUUUGAAUGUACGGUUCGCAAGAGAAAGAAAAGAUUACCGAGGAGAUUCAAUGUGAAAGCAUGCUGUUUUGCAUAGUGACAUUGCUACUAAUAUCACCAUUGUUAAAUGUAUGUAGACGGUAGUAUCAUUAGCAGUGUGUUUAAAAAUGAGGUGCACAAGAAAUGCUCCUUAAUAUAAACUAAAUGGCAGCUCACACUUUCUGCCAUUUGGCUAUCUUAAGUGUUGUGUUUGAUUGUAAACCUGAACCACCUGAACUUCCCCGUUUCUUUCCCCGUGUGCCGUCCUUAAUCCCACUAAAGACUGAAGUGCCAACCUAAGAUGAAAUGUUGUGGAAUGAAAAAAAAAAAAAAAAAGUCCCAGCCAACAUGAAAGAAGGUUCUACAUUUUU
Molecule: messenger RNA, 4444 nt
Organism: Stegastes partitus (bicolor damselfish)
Lineage: Eukaryota; Metazoa; Chordata; Actinopteri; Pomacentridae
Gene: rnf24
Product: ring finger protein 24
Exons: 6
Coding region: 537-986 (149 amino acids)
Biological process (GO): proteasome-mediated ubiquitin-dependent protein catabolic process
Cellular component (GO): endomembrane system
Molecular function (GO): ubiquitin protein ligase activity; zinc ion binding
Source: RefSeq, a predicted model, not a curated record